Messenger RNA from Verticillium dahliae VdLs.17, 993 nucleotides. RefSeq lists its product as uncharacterized. NCBI's taxonomy places the organism in Eukaryota, Fungi, Ascomycota, Sordariomycetes, Glomerellales, Plectosphaerellaceae. The coding region runs from base 1 to 993 and encodes 330 amino acids. The record is from RefSeq and is a predicted model, not a curated record. The transcript has a single exon.
AUGUCUCUCGCUCCCAUCCUCGCUGCUCGCGGUGUCGAGUCCUUCCCCGGCACCUGCAAGAUUGACAUCUCGGCCAAGAUCGAGGGCUGUGGUGCCGGUGUCGAGAUCAUCAUUGGCGGCGGCAACUACCACGUCGAGCCCAAGCCCGACUACAUCUACAUCACCCCCACCAAGCCUGGUGAGGGCGACGGCGGCGUCCCCCCCGUCGUCAAGCCUCCCGUCGUUAAGCCUCCCGUCGUCAAGCCCCCCACCGUCCCCACUUACCCCGUCGUGCCUACUGCCCCCACGGUGCCUACCGUUCCCGUCGUCCCCACUUACCCCGUCGUCCCCACGGCCCCGACCGUCCCCACUGUGCCUACUACCCCCGGCGGUGGCAACAACGGCGGCUACCCUGAGGGCGGUGACAACGGUGGUGACAACGGUGGUGACAACGGCGGCGAGCAGCCCGAGGUCUGCCGCAAGCCCACUCUCUCCCUGAACCUUCUCGACCUCGUCGACCUCGACCUCUUCACUGGCGAGGACAUCACUGUGCUCGCCGACAUCCUCGGCCUCGACCUCAACCUUCUCAUCGGCGGCACUCUCGGCGACGUUCUCGGCGGCCUCGUCGACGACCUCGGCAACACCCUCGGCAACCUCCUCGGCGGCCUGCUCGGCAGCAAGAAGGACAGCAAGGACGCCGACGCCGCCCGCGAGAGCGUCCGCUCCGACUUUGACCGCCAGUUCGACGUCAAGUGCGGCCAGACCAUCCAGAGCCCCGACGCCACCGAGACCACCGCCGACGACCUCAACGACUGCCUGGCCCGCUGCGAGGCCGAGGCCCUCCGGCUGACCAUUGACCUCGGCGAGAUCUACGACUGCGCCGGCGUCUCCCUGAAGCGCGGCGUCGAGGUCGACAACUGCCUCUUCAUCGCCGACAAGAAGAUCCUCGACCUCGACCUCAACCUCGGCACCGACCCCAGCGCUGACUCCCUCCUCAGCGGCCUCCUCGGUUAA